AUGCUUGUCUUCCCUGUAACAAUCGUCAUUGCUUCCUACACUCGUGUUAUUCUGGCUGUUAUCCACAUGGGAUCCAGAGAGAGUCGCCACAAAGCUUUUGCCACACGUUCCUCCCAACUCAUGGUGGUGGGCAUGUACUAUGGAGCAGUGAUGUUCAUCUACAUGAGGCCCACAUCUGAGUGGUCCCCAACCAGGUACAAGAUGGUGUGUAUCUUCUACACCAUCCUCACAUCCAUGCUGAAUCUCCUCAUCUGCAGCCUGUGCAACAGAGAGGUCAUCAGAGCCUUCAUGAAGAUGUUAAGGUGGAGCAAGGCCCUGGCUGCCCAGCUUGCCCAGAGUUCACCGGCUCAGAACAGGGAAGGAAAUGAUACUGUGCGCUUGAGAUGGGGGCACUGCUUGUUUCCAGAGCCUGAAGGUCUGCUCUCUGGAAAUAAACAUGAUGGUGCCAAAUUAGUGAAGAAUCAGAUCUUCAACUCUGACUUCCUCCUGCUGAGAAUCUUCCAUGACAUCCCCACCCACACCUUCCUCUUCCCACUGGUCCUGGCCAUCUUCACAGUGGGCUGUGUGGGAAACGCGGCCAUGGUUCUGCUCAUCUACCUGGAUGCCCAGCUGCACACACCCAUGUACUUCUUCCUCAGCCAGCUCUCCCUCAUGGACCUCAUGCUCAUCUGCACCACUGUGCCUGAGAUGGCCAUCAACUUCCUGUCUGGCAGGAAGUCCAUCUCUCUGGAAGGCUGUGGGGCCGAGAUCUUCUUCUGUGUGUCCCUGCUUGGAGCUGAGUGUUUUCUGCUGGCCGCAAUGGCCUAUAACCUCUAUGCUGCCACUUGCCAUAGUUGGAGGUACCCAGUCCUCAUGAGUCAGAAGCUCGGUGUGCUCCUGACUGCUGCUUGCUGGAGCUUGCAUUCUCUGGAUGAUACCAUCAUGCUCAGAGCUCCCCUGUCAUUCUCCUCCUGCCACUCUCUCAAGGUUCAUCACUUUUUCUGUGGUGUGGCAGCCUUCCUACCUCUCUCAUGCACAGAUACAUCUACAUUCGAAAGGUUGUUGUUCAUCUGCUGCGUGGUGAUGCUCAUCUUCCCUGCUGCAGUCAUUGUCACUUCCUACUCCUGUGUCCUUCGAGCUGUCAUUGACACAGCUGGGGAAAGUCACUGCAAAGCCUUCGCCACCUGCACCUCACACAUGGUAGUGGUUGGGCUCUACUCUGGGGCUGCCAUGUUCAUGUACAUGAGACCAGCCUCCUUGCCCACCCCAGAGCAGGACAUGAUGGUGUCAGCCUUCAAGGCCAUCCUCACACCAGUGCUGAACCAGCUCAUCUACAGCCCGAGGAACAGAGAGGUAUCCAGGCUUAGGGAGCUAGUGGAGGGAGGAAAGAUCCUAUGA
Messenger RNA from Cavia porcellus (domestic guinea pig), 1377 nucleotides. RefSeq names its product olfactory receptor 2M4-like. Gene Ontology annotation, molecular function: G protein-coupled receptor activity; olfactory receptor activity. Gene Ontology annotation, cellular component: plasma membrane. The record is from RefSeq and is a predicted model, not a curated record. Gene Ontology annotation, biological process: G protein-coupled receptor signaling pathway; detection of chemical stimulus involved in sensory perception of smell. NCBI's taxonomy places the organism in Eukaryota, Metazoa, Chordata, Mammalia, Rodentia, Caviidae.